AUGGUUAAUUACUCAAAUCUGUCACCAGAGUAUAAGUGUUUUACUGCUAUACUUGAUAAAAGUUGUGAACCUAAAACUUUUAAUGAGGCUUAUAAUGAUCCUAAUUGGGUAUCGGCCAUGAAUGAAGAGAUGGAAGCUCUUCAUAGGAAUUAUACCUGGGAUCUAGUUGAUUUGCCUGCUGGUAGAAGUGUUGUAGGUUGUAAGUGGAUUUACAAAAUUAAAUAUAAGUCUACUGGGAAGAUAGAAAGGUUUAAGGCCAGGCUUGUUGCUAAAGCCUAUAGUAUAAAACAAGGUGUUGACUUCGAUGAAACCUUUUCUCCUGUUGUGAAACUUGUAACUCUUAGAUGCAUUAUAUCCAUUGCUGUUCAAAAUGAUUGGGAAUUGUUUCAGUUAGAUGUUAAUAAUGCUUUCUUAUAUGGUAAUCUGAAUGAAGAUGUGUAUAUGUGUUUACCUGAUGGUAUUUUUCUAAAGAUGAAAAACAUGUAA
Helianthus annuus (common sunflower) is the source of this 486-nucleotide messenger RNA. RefSeq lists its product as uncharacterized. Bases 1 to 486 code for a protein of 161 amino acids. The record is from RefSeq and is a predicted model, not a curated record. Lineage: Eukaryota; Viridiplantae; Streptophyta; Magnoliopsida; Asterales; Asteraceae. The transcript has a single exon.